GUUUGUGUGUACAUGUCAAAACCAAAGAUAAGUAUUAAAUGUCAAAACAAAUGUUAGUGAAAUGAAAUGUCUCAGUCGGUCGGCUUUGAUGAUUCACCGCAUUUUAACAAAUGUUAGUAAGUCCAGCUAUAAGUAUAAUAAAGGUGUUUAUAAAGUCCGCAAAACGUCAAAAGAUGGACAUAACAAGGAGUUUCCACAGCUAUGCCUGGUGCAAGCCAGACUGGUGCUACCCUAGUAUGAGUAAGGAGAGCAAUGAGUUGCUUCGGCAAUGCGCGGCGAAUGAUGUCGAAGGAAUCAACAAAGACCUCCCCAUUGACACCCCCGGGUGCAGGCCAGACCAGUGCGACACCAGCAUGACUAAGGAGACCAAUGAUGUCGAAGAAAUCAUCAAGAAGAGCAAAGCCUUCCCCAUACCGUUCCCCAUUCAGACAGUCAGGUUAGAAAAGCUGAAAGUUCGGAGGUCCAUAGAGAAACUGAAGAAAAAUAUAGUGUCUACAUAUCCACUGAUACAUGAACGAGUUUUGCUUCUGAUUACACAUUUCCUCAUAUACAAAAGAGAAUACGGCAGUAGUAUAGAAAAGGAGUUAUACAAGGAUAUGGGCGUGUCACAGUUUAUCGACAGGCUACUCAAGAAGAGAGCCGUCACCUUCAUGGGAGCGGCAGACUCCUACCUACUCCUGUCCGGGGAGAAAGGUUCAGAUGGCUGGGAGAGUGUGGGCACAAUGAAUCAGAAAGCGCCCCUGCUGUUGGAAAACUGCCUGAGCUAUGACGAGAUGAAGGUUUCUGCACUAGUGUAUGUAAGUGGACACACCGAGUGUAUCAACGCGGGGGAGCGACGCAACUCCGGCAUUGUAAGAGAGGACAACAUCGAGACUGAAGCUGUUAUUAUAGGAACAAUAGGGCCUCGUUUCCAGCGUGAAAACCGCAUGGACUGCGAGGAUAUCCUUAUCACUGCGGAGCAGAAUGUCCCGGAGCAAGGAUAUGGGGAGGAGGUGACCCCCACCACGUGCCUCAACGUAUUAAAGAACACGUACGUCAGGAACAGCUCGUCCGGCAGACAUAUGUGGCGACAGAUGUGGGCUGAGUUUUAUCAGGUACAUAGCUACACUUACGAGGAACUGACGGGCUAUAUCAGCAUUAGCAAUACAAAGGACGCACAGAAAAAGUACACAGAUCGGUACGUGAAGCUCUCCCGGCCCCACCAUAUAUUCGACAAUGAAGUCUACUACAAGCGGCUCUCUAUCAUCGCCGAUACUGUACUCAUCGAAGCUGAUCAUCGCGCUCAAUUGGAGAAUAAAAUGGCCUACGUCAAUGUUAUUGGUUGUGGUCUGGGCGUAUGGAAGAUAUCGAAGCACCAGGUGGACGUGUACGUACUGUCCGUGAUGGAGCGAGUCCGCCAUCUACUGCGCGGCGCCGCCCUGCAACAUGUCGCUGACCUCAACUUCGCAUACAUCACGCCCAGCGAUACUGUUCUCGCGAUGUUCUCAAACGUGACUGGUUCGGGUAAGACUGCAGAGUAUAAAACAUUCUUCGAAAACAAGAAACAUCCCAAUGGCGGCAUCAACGUGACAAUAAAGACCCGCGAGCCGUCCUCCAAGCUGCAGGGCCAGGACGCGGGCAAGCUGCUAGUCUUGACGUACCCCUGGGACGGGAAUGCACAUCCAGGAAAUGAAUUCUGGUUGGGUAGUGUGACGGGAUCUGGCGACCCUGCUGCGGCAUGUUCCACCCAGGUCGCAGAGCUACACAACGCUCAGAUCAACUCCGCAGUACGUGGGGACAAUACUAGAGUCGCCGCGCCCACUGGAAUCAGAACUCUUGCCAACCACUGCCAACAGCUAUCCGCCUAGACAAUCAAUACUUUA
Spodoptera exigua (beet armyworm) is the source of this 1862-nucleotide messenger RNA. The record is from the annotation of a GenBank genome assembly. Lineage: Eukaryota; Metazoa; Arthropoda; Insecta; Lepidoptera; Noctuidae.